Messenger RNA from Amphiprion ocellaris (clown anemonefish), 3393 nucleotides. RefSeq names its product R-spondin 1 (gene rspo1). The coding region runs from base 1084 to 1974 and encodes 296 amino acids. Lineage: Eukaryota; Metazoa; Chordata; Actinopteri; Pomacentridae. The record is from RefSeq and is a predicted model, not a curated record. The transcript is spliced from 6 exons.
GGCUUUGUAACUACUUGCCCGAGUUGGAUGCAGUUCGAGCACCAAAGUGGAUUUAAAAAGGCGCAUCUCGCAGGACCUUCAGUGCAAACAGGCGUCGUGACUUACAAAAAAAAAAAAAAAAAAAGGCGAGGAAAAGUCAGAGUGACCUAUUUCAUCGGAAUACAUAUGCACAUGUAUCCAGGCCUAUAUGUCUUUUUUUUGUUGUUGCAUAUCAUCGUUUUUGGAGUAUUUCAGCAUAAAUCCAUUGCACAUUUUCGGUCUUGUGCAUCCUUUUAUUAGUCUGUUUUGGCACUGAUUUGUUGUUGUAACAGUUCAUAAAAAUCACAUGUCUUUUUAAAAGAUGACAGAGGAAAGUUGCAUGGGGGUAUCUUGGAGGAGGAGUUCCUCGUGACCAAACAAGUAACGGAUUUUCCCUUAUAAAAAAGGAAACUGAGUCCGACUAUUCAAUGAACAGUUUUAUUCGGAGACUCCGGUGUACAGCAGGUCCUGGGGCAAGCAAAAGAGCGAUCACACAUCAUCAAAAACCUGCAUCUGUCAUUUGUCAGUGUGCACGCCCUUAUUUUAGUGCUUCCUUAUUUAACAGGGCACCUGCCUGUGAGCUCAGACAUCCUCUGACAGCAAACCUGCCUUAAACAGCAGGCUGCCAUGGUUCCAUGCCAGUUCAUCCCAAGCUUUACGGGUUGACCCACUGGAAGCUCAGCACUCUCCUCCUCUUUAUCCUCUACAAAACCCCAGAUAACCUUCCCGUCCAUCCUACAGCCCUCCUCUGUUUACUCCCUUUCCCACCACUAUCACCAGCAUGAUGGCUUGUUGUGCCGCGGGCUUGUUUGGACUUGCAACCACAGCAUCACACUCCACUACACAGACUUGCGGAUGCUUCAGCCACUAGAGUGAAAGCUCCAGAGAGACUGGGGGGAGGGACAGACAGCCAGAGAAGGAGAGCAGCACUACAGGAGAGAGGAGGGAUCAUCAGUCCCAGCAGCAGAGGGAUCCACCUGUGCCACAGAGGAAGCGGGGGCCCCCCCACCUGAUCCAUCUGGUUGCAGGGGGGGACCCUGCAUAGCCUGGAAGGCAACAGGGACUAUGCAGCUGGGACUGGUGGCGCUGGCAAUGAUCUUUCUCAGCUCCAUGGGUCACAGCGAUGUUCUCAAGCUUUCCAAGGCAAGGAGGCAGAGACGGGUUAGUACUGAGGGGCCACCAGCUUGCCCCAAAGGCUGUGACCGUUGCUCUGAGUAUAAUGGCUGCAUUAAGUGUAAGCCCAAACUCUUCAUCUUCCUGGAGCGCAAUGACAUCCGUCAGAUCGGUGUGUGCCUCGCCUCCUGCCCCAUGGGAUACUUUGGCAUGAGAAACCCAGAGGGCAAUAACCGAUGCACACAAUGUAAAAUAGACAAUUGUGAAGCGUGUUUCAAUCGCAAUUUUUGCACAAAAUGUAAGGAGGGCUUGUAUUCACACAGUGGGCGAUGUUAUGUCAGCUGCCCCCCAGGACAGCGCACCGCCAACGAGACCAUGGAAUGUGUUGGUCAGCCUUCUUCAGAGUGUGAACUGGGUGAGUGGAGCCAGUGGGGUUCCUGUAUGAAGAAGAAUAAAACGUGUGGAUUUAAAAAGGGCUCCCAGUCCCGGGUCCGUGUACCCCUUCUGCAGGUUCACAGUCUGGACACCUCCCCUUCUUUUGUACCCUCACAGACCUGCAUUCCAGAGACAGAGAAGAGGAAGUGUGUUGUGACCAAGACGCCUUGUGCGAGAGAGAGGAAGAAUAAGGGAGACAGACAAGACGAUGCAAACAGGAGAGACAGAGAAAAUACACGUGGACGAGGUGGUAGCAGAGGAGGAGGAGGAGGAGGAGGAGGAGGAGGAGGAGGAGGAGGAGGAGGAGGAGGAGGAGGAGGAGGAGGAGGAGGAGGAGGAGGGAAGCGAAGGAAAAGCCAGAGCAGGACCACCACUGCUCCCAGCUUUACAACCAGCUCUGUCACCUAAACUCUUAAGACUAACUGGAUGAGGCUGAGGGGAAAAAGCAAAGACAAUGCCUCACCCAGCAGUGCCAGCCACAGACAAAGACUAGUGUUGAAGGAUUGGAUUAAUGCUGCUAUGCUGCAUUGUAAAAGAUGCAAAGAAAACUGGAGGAUUGCUGCAACACAGGGUUUCCUGAAGCUUUUUGAAUAAAUGAGCAUAUCUGGAGGAGACUUGUUGACUUUCAUUCGACCGUAAAGGAUCACUGUUGGACAGCAAAGUCAUGUUGAAGAUUGUGGUUGGGCUUUGUUUGUGUCAUGAACUGACCCUGUGUAAUUCCUGAUCUAAGAUCUUGUGUUCCAAAUGCAGCAUUCAAGCUUAAAGCUGGUAAUUAAUGAAGGGUUUCUAAGUCUCCUCUGGUAAAUGAUGUGUUUUGUUCCAGUUCGAUUUUAGUCACAAUCUGUUCUUCAUUUGUUUUUGUCUUUGUGAGAGGUGGCAGAUGGAUUAUUUCAAAUCACUAUGUGUGGUGUAAAGUCAGUGAAUACUAUUAAGUAUUGGUACCUUUGAUUCCAAUUGGAAAGUCAAACAAAAAGAAAGGCACUGGAAAUUAUUUGUGGUUGUUCAGGACAGAAGGUCUUCUAUAAAUCACUUUGAGGAAGGAAUCUGUUACAAAACAAGAUUAAGAAAAGGUGACGAGAAGUCAGGGCUUAGUGGGAGCUCAACCCACGUCCUACUUUGGUCUCUUGACACAAAUCUUUGCCAUUUGAUAGGUUAGUGUUUGGUUUAAAGUGAAUAUUUUUUUUCUGAAAGUUUCUCUGCACAGAAAUGAGUAUUUGCAUGGUACAAAGUUGCACAUGCGUGAAAGCAUGUGUAUGUGUGUGCGUGUCCACCUGAAGUCUGGGUGUUUGUGUAGUUUCUAUGUAUAUCUGCUGGGAUUAAAGUUGUUUGUCAACAGAAUCAAGUUGUUCAUACAUGUGUGUUGAUGUUUGCACAUGUGUUAAUACUGGUCUCAUUGAUUUAAGGAAUAGAGUUUAGAAAACACGAGGAAGAAGAUGUAAAUGCAGAGUGAUAUAUCGAAUAUGCAGUAAAUACAAGCCACUAAUGAUUAUAUAAGCCAUCCAAUCAUCAGCAGCUCCAUAAUCAGUAUGUUUGCAACAGGGUCUGAGUAUUUUGCACAUCUAUAAUAUUUCCUACUACUCAUAUUUCAGAACAGUCAUAGCAUUUUACAGAUGUAUAUUACCUACAGUGCUUUCUAUGGGUUUUGCUUGUUUUAAACAAGAUAUUAGUUUCAGGACAAGUUACACUCUUCAUUACUCAUUCAUAUUAUGGAUUGUGAUGCUGAAUAUGUUGAGUUGUGUUUAUCAUCAAAACAUAAGAAGUAUUAGUAUCAUCAUGUAUAGCUUUUUCUGUGAAAGCCUAAAUAAAGUUCCAAUGAAGCUAAAGGCA